CUUCCGUACUGCUUGACUUCUUCGCUACCGUGUGGAGACACUCGCGGAGCCGAUGAUCCGCACGACUGCGCCGGCAACGGCCACGUCGACGCCAGCGCGUCAAGACGACCACGACGACUGGGAGACCGCGGCCGACGGCGCAUCCAACGCCCGAGCUCCCGGGUCAAUAUCUAUUGCAGCGAGGCCUCAGACUCAAAGCGACGUGGACGGUGCAACACGCGCCAUGCAGGGCCUUCGGAUUCUGCAGCCACCUCCAGCUACCGACGACGGUGGCAACUAUCCACAACAGCAGUUUGAUGGUAGCGCACCGGUUGGAACUGCCACUGCCAGUGCUCAUGGACCAUUGGACCCUGUGCUUGUCGCAGGACUAGAGAAUGCACGCGAAAGGAUGACGCUGCUCAAAUUCGAGGACCAGAUCGUACGCUUCCUCAAGAACCCGAGGGAGCCGCACCUCAACUUCCCUCCGUUGUCGUCGUACCAUCGGCUCAUUAUCCAUCGCUUGGCGCAGCGCUGCGGAUUGGAGCAUCAGACUGCGGAUUACAAUCCGUACGAGAACAGUUCGGCACGGGUAGUGACGCUGUUUAAAACCGCGCAGUCGGCUGUGCCCCGUGUGCUGCUGAUCGACCUGUCGCCGGAUCGACAGACGCCGACUGUGACGCCAGCGUCUGCACCGAAGAUUAUGAUGCGAAAGCGUAGCGCACCCAGACCCGGUGCCAACGGUGGACGGGGUAACGGCGCCGACAAAGCCACACCAACUUUACAGGACCGUGAGCGCGCGUACGCUGAGGCACGAGCAAGAAUUUUUGGAGAAGACAAUGGAAACGCCGUGGUAGAAUCAGUUUCUACUUUCUCACCACAUGGGAGUCGACAAGCUGUAGGACCGGAUGGUAGCAGGGGGUUUGGUCGUGGUCGAGGAGCUUCUCCAUCCUCUGGAAACCCAGGUGGUAACGAAUACCCCCGACCGUCCCAACCAAGUGCUCUGAAUGCUGCGAGCUGGAAAGAAAGCAAAGUCUUGUGGCGCAACCGUGAACAGGAGCUGAACGACCCGGAUUUUACGCGUAACCACGACGCCUUCCGUCCUCGCUCUAGCGGCGGAGCGUCGAGUGGAAGCGGCAGUGGAGGCGAGUCGCCACACUACGGCAACCGCUUCGGUGGCGUGGGACGAUACGAGUAUCAAUCCCAGCAGUUUGAUCGAUCCUAUGGAUAUCAACAGACUGGCGGUGCUCCACCUCCACCUCCGCCAAUGCCCAUGGGAUCGGGACGCGGCCGCUAUCAGGUUGGCGGUCCCGAUUACAACAAUAGAGUAGACACCAACCAGUACCAGAGGUCCCCGCACCAGCAGUACCUCCCGCAACAGCAAUUCCAACAACAGUUGAACCCGUCUCCGUCCAUGGUAAUGGGCCGUGGUGGGUACGGGUACCCUUCACCCCAAGGCCGACCGUCGGCGCGGCAGGGAAACUGGGUGCCGCCGCAUGCCAAUACUCGCGCAGUGGGCAACGGCAGUGGGUUUAUCGAGGACGACUUCCCGCCACUCGGCAAGUAA
Molecule: messenger RNA, 1543 nt
Organism: Phytophthora infestans T30-4
Lineage: Eukaryota; Oomycota; Peronosporomycetes; Peronosporales; Peronosporaceae
Exons: 3
Coding region: 53-1543 (496 amino acids)
Molecular function (GO): nucleic acid binding
Source: RefSeq, a predicted model, not a curated record